This is a messenger RNA of Cydia amplana, 1814 nucleotides long. RefSeq names its product aldehyde dehydrogenase, dimeric NADP-preferring (gene Aldh-III). Gene Ontology annotation, molecular function: aldehyde dehydrogenase (NAD+) activity. NCBI's taxonomy places the organism in Eukaryota, Metazoa, Arthropoda, Insecta, Lepidoptera, Tortricidae. Gene Ontology annotation, cellular component: cytoplasm. The coding region runs from base 32 to 1702 and encodes 556 amino acids. The record is from RefSeq and is a predicted model, not a curated record. Gene Ontology annotation, biological process: aldehyde metabolic process. The transcript is spliced from 11 exons.
CGCGUCGUCUAGCUUGUUUACAUUAGUCGCGAUGCCAUCGCCGGGCGACCAACACGCGAGUGAUAACAGUGACGUGCACCUUGUCGAUAUCGAUGCCGAUAUCGAUCGGAUCAUUAACGGUAUCGAUAAGAAGGAUUCAGUCGUGGUGCAGAUCGAGAACAUGAAUGGAAACGGAGCAAUAUCAAAUUCAAAGCCGAAGCCGGUUAACAUAGAGGAGGUAGUCCAAAGGGCUCGAGACACAUUCGCUCGCGGCGUGACCAAACCACUAGCAUGGCGCAAGCAACAGCUAAAGAACCUCUUACGAAUGUACGAGGAGAACUACAAUGCUAUGGUCGAGGCCCUGCACAAGGAUCUGCGGCGCUCCAAGAUGGAGGCAGUGCUUCUGGAGGUUGACUAUCUUAUCAACGACUUGAAGAGCAUGCUGCAUCAUAUCGACGAGUGGGCCAAACCGGAACAUCCGCCAAAAGGCUUCGUGAACAUGCUGGACGAGGUGGUGAUCUACAACGACCCGUACGGCGUGGCGCUGGUCAUCGGCGCGUGGAACUACCCGCUGCAGCUGCUCCUGCUGCCCAUGGCCGGCGCCAUCGCCGCCGGCAACACCGUCAUCGUCAAGCCCAGUGAGCUGUCCGUAGCCUGCGCCAACUUCGUGGCCGAGACGCUGCCCAAAUACAUGGAUAAUGACGCCGUGCAAGUGGUAGAAGGCGGUCCAGCAGAGACAACAGAACUGCUCAAGCAGAGGUUCGACUACAUCUUCUACACGGGCGGCACCAACGUCGGCAAGAUCGUGAACGCCGCCGCCGCCAAGUACCUCACGCCCGUCACGCUCGAGUUGGGUGGCAAGAGCCCAGUGUACAUCGACAGCACAGCGAACCUAGAGGUGACCACGAAGCGUAUCCUCUGGGGCAAGUUCAUCAACUCUGGCCAGACAUGCAUCGCGCCAGACUACGUACUGUGCACCAAGGAAAUCCAGGACAAAUUCGUGGCUGAAGCCAAGAAAGUGUUGAAGGAGUGGUACGGAGAAGACCCGCAGAAGUCGCCGGAUCUAUGCAGGAUCGUGAACAGCAGGCAUUUCAGCCGCCUCCAAGCCCUAGUCGACGCCAUCAAAGACAAGGUAGCCAUCGGCGGUAGUUACGACGCCCAGGAGCGGUUCAUCGCGCCCACCAUCCUCACCAACGUGACGGGAACCGACAAGAUCAUGGAAGACGAGAUCUUCGGCCCCAUCCUGCCCAUCCUGCCCGUGCAGAACGCUUAUGAAGCCAUCAAGUUCAUCAAUGAGAGGGAGCACCCCCUAGUGCUUUACGUGUUCAGCACGGAAGGCAACAUUCAGAAGUUGUUCAGGGAGCAGACCCGCUCGGGCAGUCUGGCCUACAACGACACGAUCAUGUUUUACGGCGUUGAGACGCUGCCCUUCGGCGGCGUAGGCUACAGCGGCGUGGGCGCGUACCACGGCAAGGCCACGUUCGACACGUUCACGCACAAGAAGAGCUGCCUCAUCAAGAACUUCUCACCCAUCGGAGAGAAGCUCGCUUCCGGGCGCUACCCGCCGUACACCGAGGGCAAGCUGAACUUCAUCACGGCGCUCAUGCGCAAGCGGCACGGGCCCUCGCUCGCCGCGCUGCCCUACCUGCUGUGCGUCGCGCUCGGCGCCGGCCUUACCUACGGCAUCGUGGCCUGGAACAAGGCUGUGUCUGAGGAGCUGUAGGCGGGUGGACUCUAAACAGACUCAAGGAACAAAGUACCAGGGAUAUUUGUGAUAAUAUUGUUUUAUAAGAAAUUUUAUAUCUUUACUAUUAACUAUUUUAAAUAAUGAAACU